Cheilinus undulatus (humphead wrasse) is the source of this 1104-nucleotide messenger RNA. Its product is annotated as lysozyme g-like. Lineage: Eukaryota; Metazoa; Chordata; Actinopteri; Labriformes; Labridae. The transcript is spliced from 6 exons. Bases 537 to 1007 code for a protein of 156 amino acids. The record is from RefSeq and is a predicted model, not a curated record. Gene Ontology annotation, molecular function: lysozyme activity. Gene Ontology annotation, biological process: peptidoglycan catabolic process.
GUUGUCAUGUGCUAUUUGGCUCACUGAGGCCAAUUUCUUGUAAAUCAGCUGCCUUCAUCUGAUCCCUCCUAAAUAUAGCACAUAAGCUAAACAACAACCCCUGCAUGUGAGGAACAGAACAUCAGACCGGAAGAGGACGUCAAAGUGAAACUAAAAGUGCAAAGACAGUCAGUAUAAAUACAGCAAGAGUGUUUAUUUUACACAUAGUGGAGUCUGAGCUGAAGCUGUCACCUUUCAACAUCAGGGACCUACAGAGGAGGAAUCAGUGAAGAUGGGUUAUGGAGACAUCAUGAAGAUUGAAACUACUGGAGCAUCACUGCAAACAUCUCAGCAGGACAGACUGGGAUACUCAGAUUGAGCAGUAAUUAAAUCAGCAAUGCUAGAUUAAAUCUGGAGGGCAAUCUCUGUGACUUGAUGUCCCCAACUUCGGGGACUGUCCCUGUUUUGAGAAACUCAUCCCUGGCUCGUGCCGUCCCUGGAAAUGUGGAUUUUGAGGAAAACCUCACAAAAAAUUAGGUGUGAGGGCAUCACAUACCAUGGCACAGACUGAUGCAGGCAGAAUGGAGGAGUACAGGUCAAAAAUCAACAGAGUGGGGGCUAAACAUGGAAUCGCUCCAGCUCUCAUUGCUGCCAUCAUCUCCAGAGAGUCUCGGGCAGGAAAUGUGAUAAGAAGCACUGGAGGCAAGGGAGAUAAUGGCAAUGCCUUUGGACUUAUGCAGAUUGAUACCAAUCCAAACGGAGGUGGUCAUACUGCAAAGGGUGCAUGGGACAGUGAGGAACACCUCAGCCAAGCCACUGGCAUCCUGGUCUACUUUAUUGGACGGAUCAGUUCAAAAUUUCCUAAAUGGAACAAGGAGCAGCAGCUGAAAGGUGCUAUCGCGGCCUACAAUAUGGGGGAUGGAAAUGUCCAUUCCUAUGAAAACGUCGAUGCCAACACAACAGGCAGAGACUACUCCAAUGAUGUUGUUGCCCGAGCUCAGUGGUACCGCAACAAUCGUGAUUUUUAAUAUUUGAAGAUGCCCAUGGCAAAAUAUUCUACAAUUGAUAAAUAAACAAAUCCAAAUGUACCCUGUACAGAACACAAGCUAAAUAAAGAUACUGCUA